GGAGCGGAAGUAGAUGGAAACAGACAGGCCAGGCUCUGACAGCGAAGAUACGUCUGUCGCUGGGGAGAUAAAACACUCAUAAAAUAUUCAACCCCGGCGUUUGUUGUUUACUCAGAAAGUCCGAAUGGUUUAGAAGUAGAAGAAACAUCACCAUGGUCCACGUUUGGCAGCAUUUUUCGACGACGCCGAAACUACGGGUGUCACUUUUCUCCUUUCUUCUCUUUCUCGCUGUCUCCCUUGGAGACGACGGGCUGCACCGGACACGAAGCGUCAGCCCCUCGACGGAGGAAACGGUAGAAACUUACGACAAAUACUACAAUUAUGCUGACCUAACCGGGCGUUUACAGUCUCUAGCCCAGAAAUACCCUCACAUAGCUAACCUGUCGAGCAUAGGGCAGUCUGUGGAGGGCAGGGAGCUCUGGGUGAUGCGGAUCACAAAGGACCCCAACAUAGACACACCGGGGAAACCCAAAUUUAAAUACGUCGGCAACAUGCACGGCGACGAAACCGUGUCCAGGCAGGUGUUGGUGUACCUUGUGGAGUACCUGCUGGCUAAAUAUGGGGAGGAAACGCGUAUUACUGAGCUGGUGAACACCACGGAUAUUUAUAUCAUGCCCAGCAUGAACCCUGACGGCUUUGAGAAGUCCAUAGAGGGGGACUGCAAUGGGGACAGCGGGGGUCGAACCAACGCCAGAAAUGUGGACCUGAACAGGAGCUUUCCCGACCAGUAUGAAGGGACCCGGGUCAGUCCAGAUAACGUCCCCGAGGUCAUGGCUGUGAUCAGGUGGAUCCAGGAGAAUAAAUUCGUGCUGUCAGGGAACCUGCAUGGCGGCACGGUGGUUGCCAGCUACCCUUUUGAUGACUCGGCAUCCCACCAGCGGCAGGGCCACUACAGCCAGUCAGAGGACGACAGUCUGUUUCGCUUCUUGGCCCUGGUGUAUUCCCAGAACCACCCUGUGAUGAAGACUGGAGAGCCAAAUUGUCCCGAUACCCCAGAGGAAACCUUUAAAGAUGGCAUCACCAAUGGGGCGCAGUGGUAUGACGUGACUGGAGGUAUGCAGGACUACAACUACCUCUACGGAAACUGUCUGGAAAUCACCAUGGAGCUGAGCUGCUGCAAAUAUCCUCCUGCUGCUGAGCUUCAUAAUCAGUGGGAUCUGAACAGGGAAUCUCUACUAGCCUACAUUGAAAAGGUCCAUAUAGGUGUCCGUGGCUAUGUGAAAGAUGCCAUCAGUGGAGCUGCUCUCCCCAAUGUCAGCAUUGUGGUGGAAGGGAUUCGCCACAACCUCACCACAGGGAAAUAUGGGGACUUCUAUCGUCUCCUUAUCCCAGGAACAUACAACAUCACAGCUGUGGUCCCAGGGUACACAACAAUGACAGUUCAUGGUGUCCAGGUCCUGGAAGGAAAAGCAGCAGAACUUAACUUCACCUUGGCACCUGUGGUCAGCGAGGCUGCAGGAAGCACCACUGUGACUACAUACUCCAUGACAUCCACCAAUGAUCCAAACAUCCCCACCACCACUACCAACUCUUCUAACCCCACGGUGGUUCCUGCUGAGGAAAACAAGAGCAGCCCUCCUUUGCCUCCUCCUGAACACCAGCCCGUCCAGCCCCAGGAAUUUCGUCAUCACAACUACGCAGACAUGGAGCUUUUCUUGCGCAAAUACAGCAGCGAGUUCCCAUCUAUUGUCCACCUUUACUCAGUCGGCCGCUCUGCGAAAAACCUUGAACUCUAUGUGAUGGUCAUCUCAGACAACCCCAAAGUCCACGAGCAUGGUGAGCCGGAGUUCAAGUAUGUAGCCAACAUGCACGGUAACGAAGUGGUGGGACGAGAGUUAAUGCUCAACCUCAUCGAGUACCUGUGCCGUAAUUAUGGCACUGACCCGGAGGUCACUAAGUUGGUCAACAAUACUCGCAUUCACAUCAUGCCUUCUAUGAACCCUGACGGCUAUGAAGAAGCAUCUGAAGGUGAUGUUAAGGGCUACAGAGGGCGUAACAACAGCAACAAUUUUGACCUGAACCGCAACUUCCCGGACCAGUUUACCAACAUCACAGAACCCAGACAGCCUGAGACUAUAGCUGUAAUGAACUGGCUGAAGAGCAUCCCCUUUGUCCUGUCAGCCAACCUACACGGAGGUUCCUUGGUGGUCAACUACCCUUAUGAUGAUGACAGAAAAGGGAUAACUCAGUAUAGUCAGUCGCCUGAUGACAAAGUCUUUCAGCAGGUGUCUAAAGCCUACUCACAGGAGAAUCCUCUGAUGCACAAUGGGCACCCUUGUGAGGACCUGUACCCUGAUGAAUAUUUUAAGGAUGGCAUCACCAAUGGUGCCAAUUGGUACAAUGUUCCUGGUGGCAUGCAGGACUGGAACUACUUAAACACCAACUGUUUUGAGGUGACCAUUGAGCUGGGCUGUGUGAAGUACCCCAUGGCCAAAGAGCUGCCAAAAUACUGGGAACAAAACCGACGAGCAUUACUUCAGUUUAUUGACCAGGUCCACAUUGGAGUAAAGGGCACAGUCUCUGACAUUGGGGAUGGUACAGGAAUACCCAAUGCCACCAUUAGUGUGGAGGAGAUAGACCACAACAUCACCACGGCUCAUACUGGAGACUACUGGAGACUGCUGGCCCUCGGGACUUACUCUAUUACUGCCUCCGCACAUGGAUAUAAACCUGUGAGGACAUACGCCACAGUCUCAAAGCAUGAAGCAGAGGUGGUGGACUUCAGACUCACACGUAUACACUCAGACCAAAAUGGCCAGCCUCUUGAGGGCCCCCAACCCACACAGAACCCAUCUGAGAAGGAGUUCCAGAGCUUAAUCAAGGACCUCUCUCUAGGCCAGGGUUUGGAGCAGUUGGUCAAGAGCACAGCCACAGAGAACAGCUUCCGCUACAGACGCUACAACGAGAUGGCGGCCUUCGUGAGAGGCCUCACGCUUAACUUUCCCAAAAUUACAUCUUUACAAAGUUUGGGUCAAAGUGUGGAGUUUCGAACUAUCUGGGCUCUGGAAAUCUCCAACAAACCAGGGGAAGCUGAACCGUCUGAGCCCAAGAUCCGCUUUGUAGCAGGGAUCCAUGGCAAUGCCCCAGUGGGCACAGAGCUGCUGCUGGAGUUUGCUGCCUUCCUGUGUAUCAACUAUGGCAAGAACCCAGUCAUCACCAGGCUGAUCAAUGAGACCCGGAUUGUCAUCGUGCCCUCUAUCAACCCAGAUGGACGAGAACUGGCUGUUGAGAAGGAGUGCACCUCUGCCAGGGGCUUGAGCAACUCCCAUGGCAAGGAUCUGGACACAGACUUCUUUGGCAAUGCAUCUCAGCGUGUGGUGGAGGCCCAACCAGAGACCAGAGCGAUGAUGGAGUUGAUUCUAGACAGGGGCUUCACUCUGUCUGUAGCCCUUGAUGGAGGCUCCCUUGUUGCUACGUACCCUUAUGACAAACCUGUCCAGUCUGUUGAAAAUGAGGGUACUUUAAAGUACUUGGCAAGUGUUUAUGCCAACAACCACCCCAAGAUGCACCUCGGGGACACUGGAUGUUCAAAUAAUGGGCAGAUGGGCAACAUCCCAGAUGGAGUCAUGAGGGCAGCAGAGAGACAAAGUCACAUGGGGAGCAUGAAGGACUUCAGCAUGGACUUUGGCCACUGUCCAGAAAUCACAGUGUAUACUGGCUGCUGUUUGUUCCCUUCUGCCGAGCAUCUGGCCACACUCUGGGCUGAGAACAAGAAGGCUCUCCUCAGCAUGUUGGUGGAGGUCCAUAAAGGGGUGCGCGGCGUGGUCAGGGACAAGAGUGGAAAGCCUAUUGUUGGGGCGAUCAUUGUACUGAACGGUGGAGUGAGAGUCUUUACUGCAGAAGGCGGCUACUUCCAUGCGCUGCUGGCUCCUGGCAACCACAACAUUGAAGCUGUUGCUGAUGGUUACCAACAACAACGUCAAGAGGUGGUGGUGUCUUCCUAUGAAGCUGCUAACUCGAUCAUCAUUGAGUUUGACAUGGAUAACAGCAUCUUUGGCCUGCCCAGAGAGUUUGUGGUGGCCAGUGCAGCUGCCUCCAUGACAGCAUUGGUGGUGACGGCGUGCAUCAUCUGGUGUGUGUGCGCAGCAAAGUCUAAUCGCCAAAAAGACGGCUUCCACCGUUUACGACAGCACCGAGAUGAGUAUGACGAUGAGAUUCGGCUCACCUCUAUGGGCUCCAAGAAGUCGCUACUUGCCCACGAGUUUCAGGACGAGAGUGAAAGCGAUGAGGAGACGCUGUAUGCCAACAAAAUCUGAGAAGUGUUGCACUAAUUUGGCUGUUGGCUCCACAUUUAUUUUGAUCUCCCCUUUUUAAUUUAACCCCUGGUCAACAAGGAACCGGUUGAACUCUAGGCAGCAUCUGUCUCUCUUUAUGUCUGAGAUAAUAGAGCGAUAAAGACACUUUGUUCUGUUAUACCAUCAAGUUCUGAGGCCUCACUCCCCACCACUCACUUAUUAGUGGUACUAAAUUAAUACAAAGAGAAUCCUGCUGGUGUCUGGACUGAAGGAUGGGCUUUUUUUUUUUUGCUCCAUCUCUACCUGACUGGAUCAGGAGGAAAAAGACAAACAGUGUGAUGGAAAAGAGAAAUAGGUUUGUUCCACUGUGGCCCUCAUCUGUCCAGGUUUUGAGGCCCACAGCUCUUUUAUUUCCGAGCCACGCAAGAAUGCUCUUUUUAGACCACUACCUGUCCUGCUUGGCUAAGGGGUUCCACCCGAUCAGUCCAAAUAAACUGUCCUUUAUUGGUUGUAUAAUGAACUCUGGAUGCAAGUGCUUAAUCUCACACAACCUCCCCACUGAUAUGAUGCAUUGUUUUCAAUACUGCAUUAAGUUAUAAAAUUAAAAAAUGAUUCUUUUCAAGACAGCAUUGCCACAUUUGAAGUGUCCGAGCCUUUUGGAGACUGAAUCCAAUACUGUGCCUUGGCUUCUGUAAGUUUUAAGUCCGCUUGGGCUUUAGUAUGUAACAGAAAGCAGCAACAUAGUGAAAAGAUUAUACUUGGUCCAUGUUGGAAUAUUAUCCAUCCUAUACUCAGGUGGUAGGAACGUUGCACAGUUGACUCUAUGCUGGCUGGCCUGGGUUCAGUAGUUUUUGUAUUUUUCCUGGGAGUUUUGGCCAAAAUCACAACGGGAGAGAGAGCUUAUCAAAAGCUUUAAAGCAUCAGGGAGAAUUUAACAAUGAAAUGCUUGAAUGAAACACUUCCCAGUUAGUGCAAGGUUCUCUAAUGCAUCAGUCACUUGCACUAAAUAGAAGGCAAGGAUUGACCUAUAUCAUUGGCCAGGAAAAAACAACUAUGAAUCUCCAAACUAUGUAAUCAUAAGAAGAAUGUAUUUUUGUUUUAAACUAUAGGUUUUGUUGUAGGGCAAUUUCUGUACUGACUUUCAUGCAUGUCACAUUGAGUCUGUGCCCCGUCUGUGUGCAUUCUCACCAUGUCUAUAACUUCUCACAACAAGGAAUAUCAAUUCUGGUUUUAUUCCCACAGCUAAACAAUGCUUUGGAAUGCAAAAGUCAUACCAGGGUUGUCCGUCCAUUAAUGAUCCAUGCCAGAGCCACCUGUACUACAUGAUUUAAAGGUCCAGUGCAAAGAAAUUCCUAUUUCCCAACUUUUCUCAACUUAUCGUAAAGCAAAGGGCAAAUAGAUUGCAAUCCAUUCGACUGUGAAAUGUAACUGACCUUUCGAGUUGAGACCUUUUUGUCUCACAAAACCUUUAAAGCUACUCAGUACAUAACAACCAUUGUGGUAUAAAUUUAGUUUAAAUGUAUUUUAAAAUCUAACUGAAUUAAAGUUCUUGCACUGGAUCAUUAAAAUCAGAUCUUAAAUUGGGAAUGUUAUGCGUGUUUUUCACCACAUAUGAGCUUGUUUAAGACUUUGCCUUGGUUUCCAGUUACUUUGAGAAGAGAUUUAUUUUCUUCUCCUUUAAACAAAUGCAGCUGUCAUCACCACAAGUUAAACCUGAUAUCUGUGUAGAGAGACAGUUUUGUAUAUUUUUCUUUCUUAUACUGUAUCUGAGUGCGUGUGUAUGAAUUUUGAAAGUUGAGCGUGUGUCAGGGUCACGCAGUGUUGAUGAGAAGAUUUUAUACAAACUGGAAUCAGCUGUAAAUAAUGUUUGCCAAUUGUGAAUGGGAAAACAAAUGCAAUUCGUGUUAACCAUGAAAAUGCACAAAAACUCAAAACAAUAAAACAUCUUACAACUUC
Dicentrarchus labrax (European seabass) is the source of this 6191-nucleotide messenger RNA. RefSeq names its product carboxypeptidase D, a (gene cpda). Lineage: Eukaryota; Metazoa; Chordata; Actinopteri; Moronidae. The record is from RefSeq and is a predicted model, not a curated record. Bases 153 to 4256 code for a protein of 1367 amino acids. The transcript has 21 exons. Gene Ontology annotation, biological process: proteolysis. Gene Ontology annotation, molecular function: zinc ion binding; metallocarboxypeptidase activity.